This is a messenger RNA of Ogataea haglerorum, 2649 nucleotides long. RefSeq lists its product as uncharacterized. The transcript has a single exon. Gene Ontology annotation, cellular component: endosome; HOPS complex. Gene Ontology annotation, biological process: endosome organization; intracellular protein transport; vesicle-mediated transport. NCBI's taxonomy places the organism in Eukaryota, Fungi, Ascomycota, Pichiomycetes, Pichiales, Pichiaceae. Gene Ontology annotation, molecular function: protein-macromolecule adaptor activity. Bases 1 to 2649 code for a protein of 882 amino acids. The record is from RefSeq and is a predicted model, not a curated record.
AUGUUUAAUUUCGAAGAGGUCCAACUACAAUUUCAGAUCCUAUCGCCCAUACAAAAGCUUCUUGUGAAAGGCAAUGUGCUUUAUCUGGUGCUCAUCAAUGGUUUAGUGUACCGGAUCUAUCUAGACAACCCGGAAAAGGUCGAUAAGAUACAGGUAGACUCCAACAACGUCACCGUUGCGAACGCUUACUUGGACCCCUAUGGUUACCAUCUAGUGGUUCAAACGACCAAAAACGAAUACUUCUACCUAAAUAUCCAUUCUGUUCAGUUCAAGGCAUUAUCGAAGCUCAAGGGAAACUCAGUCUGUUCGUUUGUAUUUUUCGGUUCACAUGUCACCAAGAAAAAUACAGGUCCAAUCCUUGUGGGCACCACCACCGGCAUCAUCAAUGAGUACAGAAUAGAGUUGAAUAAAGAGAGGAGCUUCAAGCAGCUAUGGAGAGGAAAAGAUACAAUAACGGCGAUGCAUGCUACGCAAGACGAAAAGGAUAUCGUGUCACUAGUGGUUCAUCUGGGCGAGCGAAAACUUGCACGAUUUCAGGGUUCACUUGGAGACUCGUUACUGAAGAACAACCCUUUGCUAUUAUCUUUUGGUGUUAUUCGCCUGUUCACUGCUAAUGAGUCGUCAUUUGCAUUUAUUGAACAAACAGACGAUGGCAUUUCACGUUUGGUGAUUGGCGAUCUGGCCUUUCAAACCCGCAAUGAGCUCCAGCGAUACGAAAUCUCUGCAGCCGAUUACAAAAGCCUGCUUCUCACCAAAUACCAUGUGAUUGCAUCUUCCCGAAAUGAGAUGGUAAUUUUUAACCAGUUAAAUGGAAAGCGGGUGUCGCAAGAACACUUGAUUUUUGAUCUUUCCGAAAUGACAGCUGACUAUCGUAUGCAAACUUAUUGGGUGUAUUCCUCUUCGACUAUUUACGAAUUGGUGGCAGAUGAAGAACAUUCAGAUGUUUGGAAAGUGAUGAUGGAGAAAAAAAUGUAUGAUGAUGCUCUACAAUUGGUCGGAAGUGACCAGCUCAAGCGCGAUAUUGUGCUCAUAAAUAAGGGCUAUGAAUUGCUUGAGAAUGGAGAUACAGACGAGGCAGCCAGAAUUUUGGCAAAAACGUCGGAGUCCUUUGAGAAAGUGGUGCUGAAGUUCAUGAAAAGCCCAAGCCUGUUAGUGUAUUUGGAAGCUAAGCUCGACAAACUACCCAAAACAAUGUACAUGCAGCGUGUAAUGCUCACCAGCUGGAUGGUAGAGCUUUACGUGAAGAAAAUCAACUCUGGAGAGUCCCCGGACCUUGAAGGAUUCUUGAAAAAAUACCAAGACUCGGUCGACAAAGAAACAGUUUAUCAAAUAUUGCUCUCCCACAACAGGAAAGAAGAGCUAGAGCGAUUCUCUUCGAUGAUGAAAGACUACUCGUUUUUGUUGAGUUAUUACCUGAACUUACAGCAAUGGGACAAAGCACUGGAAAUAUUGUCUAAAGAGCAGAAACCAGAACUUAUCUAUAAAUGUGCAACAGCAUUACUUAUCAACUAUCCGGCUAAAACAGUGGACUUGUGGCUGCGUUUGGCAGAUGACUUGGACUUUAAGAAGUUGCUCCCCGUCAUACUGACAUACCAUAAAUCCAUAGCCCUGGGACACGGGAUUGCUCCCAAACACAAUCAUGCGCUCCGAUAUUUGAAAUUUCUUGUGAAGGAGAAACAGAACAAAGAUAAACUGGUGCACAAUACGCUUCUUUCGCUGCUGGUGACUUACCCUUCGGACGAUGAGAAGCUGGUAUUGAAUUACUUGGAAAACAGAUCGAAGACUCAUUUCAACCGCGAAAAAAGCUAUGAGGUGUUGUUUGAUGCAGACUUUGUGCUUCGAUUGUGUUUCGAGUACAACAGAAUUAAGAGUGCCAUUUUUAUCUACUCUAUGCUAGAAGAUUACGAAAGUGCAGUUUCAUUAGCAUUGAAACAUGGCCUGAUUGAGUCUGCUAUCCUCGUUGCAGACAAGACCUCUCCAUCGUUACAGCGCAAAAAUCUGUGGCUUCAGAUAUCUACCAUACUGAUUCAGAAAACGGUCAACAAUCAGCCUCUGAGUCUGGAUCUUGGAGAGGGCAAUAAAAUCUGCAACUUAUUGAGCUACCUGAUGGAGAAAUGUGAUCUCUUGACUAUGAAAGACCUGCUUCCUCUAUUCCCUGACUUUGUGGUCAUUGACGACUUUAAAGACGAGAUAGUGCGCUCUCUGGAGUCGCUUUCGAACGAUAUGGAGAAUCUAUCUACCGAAAUGACGGCAUCACUAAACCAGUCAGAAAAAAUAAGUCGCAAGAUGGAAGAGUUCCAGCAAGAUCGAUUCCAGAUCAUUGAGCCAAACGAGUCGUGUGGUCUUUGUGGCAAGAUCCUCGUUAUUCGAAAGUUUAUUGUGUUCCCAUGUCUACAUUCGUUCCAUCAAGAUUGCUUAGUAAGAGAAAUACUGGAGUCCACUGAUUAUAAAUCUAAGAAUGCUAUUUACAAGCUGCAAAAAAGGCUUUUAGCAGCAAAGGGUAACAAACCAAUGAUGGAAGAGCUCAAGCAGGAGAUAGACAAACUAUUAUCUGCCAAAUGCUGUCUGUGCAGUGACAUCAAAAUCAACAGCAUCGAAGAGCCGCUAGUCAAAAGCGUUGAUCAAGAGCAGAGCAAAUGGCUUUUGUGA